CACGAGGGGCCAGCUGGGAUUUAGUCGCCACGGCGUCUGCAGAAAGUAAAACUUUGUGAAGAGGCGCGAGCUACGUCCACUAUAGCUAUGCAGUGGCGGGAGUGGCUCUGUUCCCUCGGUGGUGGAGUGGGGCGCUCGGACUUGGAGGACCUUCGCAGUGUGCUCCCCUCUUUCUUCCCCUCGCUCUUUGGCCUCGGAGCACUGGCCUCUCUGACGGCCUACUGGCUGCUGACGCGGCCCCGGUCCAUCCGGCCGCCCUGCGACCUGCGAGCGCAGUCCGUUCCAGUCCAGGGGGAUGCCAGUUGCCGGCGAUCCGCACUGUUGAGGGACGACAACCUGCUGGACUUCUACUAUGAGGACACCAAGACGGCCUACGAGAUGUUCCAGAGAGGGCUGAGGAUAGCAGGGGACAGGCCGUGUCUGGGGUUCAGGAAGCCAGGAGAACCGUACCAGUGGAUCUCCUACACCGAGGUGACGCACAGGGCCCAGGUGCUCGGCUCAGGACUACUGGCAAAGGGAUGCCAGCCCAACCCAAAGCAGUUUAUAGGAAUCUUCUCCCAGAACAGGCCAGAGUGGGUUAUUGCAGAGUUGGCCUGCUACACUUUCUCCAUGGCCGUGGUACCUCUGUAUGACACACUGGGCCUGGAAGCUAUGGUGCACAUCCUCAAUCUAGCCGAGAUCCCUCUGGUGAUCUGCGACAAGAUGGAGAAGGCCGAGUCCAUGCUUGCGAAUAAGGAAACUGGGGUGACACCCGCUCUGUCCUGUCUGGUGCUCUUCAACCCCAUCAGCGCUGCCCUGGUGGAGCGGGGGAGGAACUGUGGCGUGGAAGUUCUGCACCUGUCGCAGCUCAUGGCUCUGGGCAGGGAUAAUCUUCGCGCUCCAAUACCCCCUGAGCCUGAGGACCUGGCGGUCGUGUGUUUCACCAGCGGGACCACAGGAAAGCCCAAAGGUGCCAUGAUCACCCACGGCAACAUUGCCUCCAACACGUCCUCCGUCAUCAAGAUCCUCGAGGGCUUCUUUGUGAUUCGCCAAGAGGACGUGUCCAUCUCGUACCUGCCCCUGGCCCAUAUGUUCGAGCGCAUGAUUCAAGUGUCCAUGUUCGUCCAUGGAGCGAGAGUGGGCUUCUACCAGGGGGACGUCUCCCUGCUCAUGGACGACAUCAAAGCCCUGCGACCCACCUUCUUCCCCGUGGUGCCCCGCCUACUCACCCGCAUCUAUGACAAGAUCCAGGGCUCGGUGACGUCACCGCUGAGGAGGGCUAUCCUGCACUACGCCGUGAAGCGCAAACAGGCCGAAGUGAACAGCGGAAUCAUCCGGAACAACAGCCUGUGGGACCGACUCAUAUUCAACAAGAUCCAGGCCACCCUGGGGGGCAGGCUGCGCUUCAUCCUCACCGCCUCCGCCCCAAUCUCCCCUGCUGUGCUCUCCUUCCUCCGGGCCACCCUUGGCUGCCUGAUAUUUGAGGGCUACGGUCAGACUGAGUGCACGGCAGGCUGCACCUUCUCCAUGCCCGGAGACUUUAGCGCAGGCCAUGUUGGACCUCCUCUGCCUUGUGCCAUGGUGAAGCUGGCCGACAUUCCAGACAUGAGCUACUACGCCAAGCGUGGACAAGGAGAGAUCUGUAUCCGUGGACCCAGUGUGUUUCAGGGGUACCUGAAAGAUGAGGAGAAUACAGCCCAGGCUCUGGAUGGCGACGGUUGGCUGCACACAGGAGAUGUGGGACAAUGGCUGCCGAACGGGACCCUGCGGAUCAUAGACAGGAAGAAGCACAUCUUCAAGCUGUCCCAGGGAGAGUACGUGGCUCCGGAGAAGAUUGAGAACAUCUACAUGCGCAGCGUUCCCGUGUUGCAGGUGUUCGUGCACGGCGACAGCCUCCAGUCCUGCGUGGUCGGGAUUGUGGUCCCAGACCCAGAAGUGUUUGUUGACUGGGCCAGAGAGAGGGGAAUUGUGGGAUCCUACGAGGAGCUCUGUCAGAAUUCCGACGUUAAGAGCGCUGUGCUGGAGGACAUGGUUGCCAUGGGGAAGGAGGCGGGGCUGAAGUCCUUCGAACAGGUGAAGGACCUGUAUCUGCACCCGGAGAUGUUCAGUGUGAGUAACGGUCUCCUCACGCCCACCCUGAAGAGCAAACGCGUGGAGCUGCGCCAGGUUUUCCGCGAGCAGAUCGCGCUAAUGUACAGCAAAGUGGCCGUAUAGGGCGUCGGCACGCGCGUCGUCGCUCGUCCGUUAACGUUUGUAGGUAAACACUAAUAGUAGCCUUCCUACCGAACUGGAAAACGUGCUGUUUUAGAGCGCACUGCGCGCCACAGGCUGCAGGACGCGAGGAGAGUCGGGGAUCCGCAGUCAGCCUGCGCUGCUGCUGGUGAAUUAUUCAUGCACGUGACGACAGCGAGGAGGAAACCAAGAGCCACAACUCCAAGUUGUACGUUUUCCCUAAAAAGUGGAAUCCAUGGCGGCCUAAUUGAACGAGCAGAUUGUAUGCAGCUCCUUUAGGCCCGUGAGAUCGUCUCGAGCGUCCUGACUAGCGCUCUUCGUGGCCCGUCGCACUAGUUGCGCGCGGUUUGCGCUCGGGCAGUUUUGCUGGAGAAACCGGCGCUUCCCACGGGGUGAACGGACGGCGCUUAAUGACUUUCUUUUGCAAUGAUUCCACGGUCGUAUAUUUGGUGUCUGGGGUUUUAAGAAUAAAGUCGCACUUUCAUGGAA
Electrophorus electricus (electric eel) is the source of this 2700-nucleotide messenger RNA. RefSeq names its product acyl-CoA synthetase long chain family member 2 (gene acsl2). Gene Ontology annotation, biological process: long-chain fatty acid metabolic process. Lineage: Eukaryota; Metazoa; Chordata; Actinopteri; Gymnotiformes; Gymnotidae. The record is from RefSeq and is a predicted model, not a curated record. Gene Ontology annotation, cellular component: endoplasmic reticulum; membrane. Gene Ontology annotation, molecular function: long-chain fatty acid-CoA ligase activity.